Messenger RNA from Drosophila innubila, 7916 nucleotides. RefSeq names its product kinesin-like protein KIF13A (gene Khc-73). Gene Ontology annotation, biological process: cytoskeleton-dependent intracellular transport; microtubule-based movement. The transcript is spliced from 17 exons. Bases 1114 to 6909 code for a protein of 1931 amino acids. NCBI's taxonomy places the organism in Eukaryota, Metazoa, Arthropoda, Insecta, Diptera, Drosophilidae. The record is from RefSeq and is a predicted model, not a curated record. Gene Ontology annotation, molecular function: microtubule binding; microtubule motor activity; ATP hydrolysis activity. Gene Ontology annotation, cellular component: kinesin complex; microtubule.
ACUCUACAACUCUUAUCGUUAUCGGCAGUCAUAGCUGGUCGAGAAACCAUUAUAAAAUAGCAAAAAUUAAAGUGAAACGACGCGAAAAAUAUAAUCGCAAUAAAAAUAGUAAAUUUAAGUGCAAAACGACGCGCAAACGAUAACUAAGAGGUGCAAUUGCUAAUUAAUACACAGCUCAAACGAAAACGAAAAUUGCGCAGCAUAUAAUUCCAGCUUCAGGAAAAGAGCCAUAAAAAUCGAUUCUCCAACGAAGUCACAGUCAGUCAUACGGGCCAAGAGAGUGACUUUUCGCGCGGGCGUCGGUGGAGCGCCCAGUGCUUACUCUUUACUCUUUACUUUUUUUUUGCCUACUUACUUGCCAAAAGUCUAGCUACCUGUGUGUCUGUCUGUGUAAAUUUUAUGUGUGCGUGUGAGCCUAUUGUUGUUUGUUUGCAAAACCAGCUAAAAUCGGACAGGACAACGCGUAAUUACUAAUUAUAAUUAGACAACAAUACAACUAAUUUGAAGCAAAUAUACAUUGCUCAAAUAAAAACGGACUCUGUGCAAAUAAAGAGGAUUCCAACACAAUUGAGCGACAAUAACAAAAUACAAAGCGAAAAAAAAUAAUAAACCUGUGUGUACAAUACAUAUACAAAUACGCAAUGUACAUGUGUGUAAUAAAUAACAAAAGUCAAGAAUGAAAUGGAAAUAUUUGUCCAGUCUCAGUCCGCCCCACAUGACGUACUACUGUUACUGCAACAACAACAACUGUUAGGCGUGUGCGUGGCGCUAAUUGAAUCGCUCACUCAAUUUGGAACUACAUACUAAUACUACUGCAGCAAGUUUGUCCCUGUUUGUGAGUCACCUGCCCCAAAAAAUAACGAUUGCGUGCCACCGUGCCACACACAUAAUUCUCGGCGGGCUUCAACGUGAACUGAACUUUAUAUCAGUCAACAACAACAACAACAAAUACCGUCCCAGUCAUAUCCCUUUUGAGUAUUAUUCGAACAGUGUGUGAGUUGGGUGCAUGAAUCAGACGCACCCACACUCCCGCUACACACACACACACACAUAUACAACACACACACACACACAAAAUUAAAGUAAAAGUGAGAGUUUAUCAAGGCCUUCACGAUGUCAAGUGAUAAGAUCAAAGUUGCUGUGAGGGUGCGACCCUUUAAUCGCCGUGAAAUCGAAUUGGGUACAAAAUGCAUCGUGGAAAUGGAAAAACAGCAAACGAUACUCCAAAAUCCACCGUCACUGGAGAAAAUGGAAAGAAAACAACCAAAGGCAUUUGCAUUCGAUCAUUGCUUCUACUCGCUAAACCCAGAGGAUGACAGCUUUGCAUCACAGGAGACGGUCUUCGAUUGCGUGGGACGUGAUAUACUGGAUAAUGCAUUUCAGGGCUAUAAUGCAUGCAUAUUCGCCUACGGCCAGACGGGCUCUGGCAAAUCGUAUACGAUGAUGGGAUCGCAGGAGAACAAGGGAAUUAUACCGAGACUCUGUGACAAGCUAUUCUUGGCGAUAGCUAACAAAUCGACACCAGAGCUGAUGUACAAAGUGGAGGUGUCCUACAUGGAAAUCUACAAUGAGAAAGUGCACGAUCUACUCGAUCCCAAGCCAAACAAACAGUCGCUUAAAGUGCGCGAACACAAUGUACUUGGGCCAUAUGUGGAUGGGCUAUCACAGUUGGCUGUCAGCGCGUAUGAGGACAUUGAUAACCUCAUGACCGAGGGCAACAAAUCGCGUACUGUGGCCGCCACAAACAUGAAUGCCGAAUCCUCGCGCUCCCAUGCCGUCUUCUCGGUGGUUCUCACACAGAUUCUCACCGAUCAGGCAACCGGCGUUAGUGGCGAGAAGGUCUCACGUAUGUCCCUCGUCGAUUUAGCUGGCUCCGAGCGUGCCGUCAAAACGGGCGCUGUUGGUGAUCGCCUCAAGGAAGGCUCCAAUAUCAACAAAUCACUUACUACAUUGGGUCUGGUCAUCUCAAAGCUGGCCGAUCAGUCAAAUGGCAAGAAGGGAGCCAACGAUAAAUUUGUGCCCUAUCGCGAUUCAGUGUUGACUUGGCUGCUGAAGGACAAUCUCGGCGGUAAUUCCAAAACAGUGAUGGUGGCCACCAUUUCUCCAUCAGCAGACAAUUUCGAGGAGACGCUGUCAACCCUACGGUAUGCGGAUCGAGCCAAGCGUAUUGUCAACCAUGCUGUUGUUAAUGAAGAUCCCAAUGCACGGAUCAUUCGCGAGCUGCGUCAUGAGGUGGAAACGUUGCGUAGCAUGUUGAAGCAUGCCACUGGGUCGCCAGUGGGUGAUGUUCAGGACAAGCUGGCCGAGAGCGAGAAUCUGAUGAAGCAAAUCUCGCAAACGUGGGAGGAGAAACUGGUCAAGACCGAGCGCAUCCAAAAUGAGCGGCAGCAGGCGCUGGAACAAAUGGGAAUCAGUGUGCAGGCCAGUGGCAUUAAGGUGGAGAAGAACAAGUACUACUUGGUCAAUUUAAAUGCAGAUCCGUCCCUCAAUGAGCUGCUGGUCUACUACUUAAAGGAACGCACAUUGAUUGGCGGCCGCAGCAUAAGUGGUCAGCAGCCGGACAUUCAGCUAUCGGGUCUUGGCAUACAGCCGGAGCACUGUGUAAUCACCAUCGAGGACAGUGGCCUGUUUAUGGAGCCCGUACAGGGUGCUCGUUGCUUUGUCAAUGGCUCUGCAGCAUCGGAGAAGACGCCACUGCAGAAUGGCGAUCGUAUUCUUUGGGGUAAUCAUCAUUUUUUCCGCGUCAACUCUCCCAGAGUUGGCAACAAUGCCAGUAUGUGCGCCUCAGAGCCUCAAACGCCCGCCCAGCUCAUCGACUACAACUUUGCACGCGAUGAGAUCAUGCAAAAUGAGCUAAGCAAUGAUCCCAUACAGACGGCGAUUGCUCGACUUGAACGACAGCACGAGGAGGACAAGCAGGUGGCGUUGGAGAAGCAACGACAGGAGUACGAGCGACAAUUCCAGCAACUGCGCAACAUUCUAUCACCCAGCACACCGUAUGCACCCUAUGCACCCUACGAUCCCUUGCGUAUGGGCAAAGUAACGCCCAAUACGCCCACGUCACAGAUGCGUGUAGAGAAAUGGGCACAGGAGCGUGAUGAAAUGUUUAGACGUUCUCUGGGUCAGCUUAAAACGGACAUAAUGCGAGCCAAUUCCCUGGUGCAGGAGGCAAACUUUCUGGCCGAGGAGAUGGAGAAGAAGACCAAGUUCUCGGUGACCUUGCAAAUACCACCAGCCAACUUGAGUCCCAAUCGACGGCGUGGCGCGUUUGUCAGCGAACCUGCGAUUUUAGUGAAGCGCACAAAUUCGGGCAGCCAAAUCUGGAGCAUGGAGAAGCUAGAAAAUAAACUGAUAGACAUGCGGGAAAUGUAUCAGGAGCACAAGGAGCGCAUACUCAAUGGCCUGCCCCUUAUUGAGACAUUCUCAGACGAUGAAUUCGACGACAAGGACGAGGACAAUGGAAAGCCACAGGAUCCAUUCUAUGAGUCGCAGGAGAAUCACAAUCUCAUUGGCGUCGCCAACGUUUAUCUGGAGGUGCUGUUCCACGAUGUCAAGCUCGACUAUCACACACCCAUCAUUAGUCAGCAGGGCGAAGUCGCCGGUCGUCUGCAGGUGGAGAUUCAACGCGUUGCUGGACAGAUGCCACAGGAUCGCAUGUGCGAAUCGGUGUCGGAGACUUCGUCGGCUGAUUCUCGGGAUGAGUACGAUGAUCCCGUGGAUCCAAUGGCAAAUCAAAUCACCUGCCGCGUCACCAUUAAAUGCGCCUCCGGCUUGCCGCUUUCCUUGUCCAACUUUGUCUUUUGCCAGUACACGUUCUGGGGCCACCAGGAGAUGGUUGUCCCGGUGAUUAAUGCAGAAACCACAGCGCUCGAUCAGAAUAUGGUCUUUAAGUUUGAGCAUACAAAAGAUUUUACGGUCAACAUUAAUGAGGAAUUCCUGGAACACUGCAUCGAGGGCGCCCUUUCCAUUGAGGUGUGGGGUCAUCGCAGCGCCGGCUUCUCCAAGUCCAAGGGCUGGGAGGUAGAGCAGCAGCAGGCUAAAGCUCGCUCUCUGGUCGAUCGUUGGGCGGAACUGUCGCGCAAAAUCGAGCUUUGGGUGGAGAUACACGAGCUGAACGACAACGGAGAGUAUUCGCCCGUCGAGGUCACCAAUCGCAAUGAGGUGCUCACUGGAGGCAUCUACCAGCUGCGACAGGGCCAACAGCGUCGCGUCAAUGUGCGCGUCAAGCCGGUUCAAAAUUCAGGCACAUUGCCCAUCAUCUGUCAGUCUAUAGUCAACGUGGCUAUUGGCAGUGUGACGGUUCGGUCGCGACUACAGCGUCCUCUGGAUUCCUACCAGGAGGAAGAUCUCACUGUGCUUCGCGAGAAAUGGAGCGAGGCGCUGGGUCGCCGUCGCCAGUAUUUGGAUCAGCAGAUACAGAUGCUUAUCAAGAAGGAGGAGAAGAACGAACAGGAGCGCGAGCGUGAACUGAGCCUGGUGCAUCAGUGGGUCUCGUUAACCGAGGAGCGCAAUGCGGUGCUGGUGCCGGCACCAGGCUCGGGAAUACCGGGUGCACCCGCUUCCUGGGAGCCUCCGUCUGGCAUGGAACCGCAUGUGCCCGUGCUGUUUCUCAAUCUAAACGGCGAUGAUCUCUCCGCACAGGACACCAACGAUGAGUUGUCCAUUUCGGGCAUCAAUUCCAUUUUAUCCAAGGAGCAUGGCCACAAGUUCUAUACGCUACAAAUCUUACAGCAUUUAGAUAAGGAUGUGUGCUGUGUGGCCAGCUGGGACUCAUCCAUGCAUGACAGUCAGGCCCUGAAUCGCGUUACCGAGGCCAAUGAGCGCAUUUAUUUAAUACUACGCACCACGGUGCGUCUAUCACAUCCAGCGCCCAUGGAUUUGGUACUACGCAAGCGUCUCAGCAUAAAUAUCAAGAAGGGUCAAACAUUAACCGAUCGACUAAAGAAAUUCCGUCUGGUGCGCGGUGAGAAUGCCAUCUGGCACAGUGGCGUCACCUACGAGGUUGUCUCGAACAUUCCCAAAGCUUCGGAGGAGUUGGAGGAUCGUGAAUCGCUGGCCCAACUGGCAGCCAGUGGUGAUGAUUGCUCCGCUUGCGAUGGCGAAACGUAUAUAGAGAAAUACACACGUGGUGUUUCGGCUGUGGAGAGUAUUUUGAUACUGGAUCGUCUGCGUCAGAAUGUCGCUGUCAAGGAGCUGGAGACGGCGCACGGUCAGCCGUUGUCGAUGCGCAAGACCGUCAGUGUGCCGAACUUCUCGCAGGCGGUGAAAGACACCACCAAUACCGGGAGUAUUAUGCGCUUCGAUGCCUCCAUGGAGUCGCUGCUGAAUGUGGGACGCUCCGAGUCCUUUGCGGAUCUGAACAACACGACGUUGGGCAACAAGUUUACACCAGCUCUCAAUGGGGCAGGAGCAGGAGGUGGCGGCGUUAUACGUAAUCGCCAUAGCUUUGGUGGCAAGGGAAGCUCCGACGAUUCUCCAGGCAAAGCCUUUGGCAUUGCUUCUCCGGCCACCAGCAAGUUGCUUGGCAUGCGCAUGACGACAUUGCACGAGGAGCCACUUGGUGGUCAUCGAUCACUGGACGAGGAGCCCGAGGACAGUUACAGCGACUCGGAAUAUGCCGCCGAGUAUGAGCAGGAGCGUCAACAGAACAGAGGAUUGGCCACACGAUCGCGUCUGACUGCCUCCAAGACCAUGGACUCCUUCAUGGACGUUAGCAGUCAUUCCAAUCAAAGUUAUUUGAGCUACACGUCCAGUGCCAAUGCGAAUAUGAAGCAUCUGACUGGACUGGCCACGCUCAGCAUGAGCUCGUCUACCAGCAGCGGCUACGGCUCCCAGGCGGUGUCCUGCAACAAUCUAAGCAACGAGGAUAUCACAUCAAUGCGUUCUAUGAGCAUUGAUGAGACGCCAGAUUUCGAUCGCAUCAACUCAAACUCACCGCCAAAUCGUCAGGCACGUGUCAAUCCCUUCCUUAAGGACAUGCCAAAGUCCAAAACGCUGGAAGCAGAGACAAAAAAGCUGCAAGAAACGCUAACACAUCCACUGGAGCAGCCAGAGUCCAAGGAUAAUUCACAAAGCGAGGAUGAGUGCGAACAAGUGCAGAGAAACAACAAUAACGAUGUUAACGACAAGUUGAAAGUGUCAGAACUGGCUCAGGAGGAGAAGCAGGAGCAAGUGGAGGAGGAACAGCAGACAGACAAUCAGAAUGGAAAUAAAUCGCUGGAGAAUGCACUUGUCACUUCCGAGAUAAACGAGUCGGCUGAACAGCAGCUUGAGGGCGAUGGCAUUGUUAGGGAGCAGCUGCCAGAGGGCAAAGUGAUGCGACGCAAAAAGCCAACAACCCAAACACCCAACAAUUGCGAUAACAGCAGCAACAACAACAGCAAUGGCAACACAAACAUCAACAACAACUGCAACAAUUCCAACCAAGUGACUCGCCACAACCAACGUGCUUCGGUGGCCAAAAUGGAAGGACUGGGCGCCUUCUUAGAUGUCAAUGCCAGCAUCAUGUCGAGCAGCACAGAAGUAGAAGAUGAAGGCAAGGAGCUAGAUGUGACGCUGCCCGAUUGGAUUGUGGUUGGCGAAUCGGUGCUAAUACGUCCCUAUAAUACCAGCGGCGUUGUUAGCUUCGUGGGCACCACACACUUUCAGCCCGGUGCCUGGAUAGGCGUUGAGCUGGACACGCCCACGGGCAAGAACGAUGGCACCGUCCAGGGCAUUCAGUAUUUCCAGUGCAAGCCUAAGCAUGGCAUCUUUGUGCGUGCCGAUAAACUGCUGCUGGACAAGCGGGGUAAGGCGAUGCGUGCCUACAAGGCGGCCGAGAAGAGCAACAGCAUCAGCAAAGAGAUGACCAGCUCCAUGACGCGCUCAAAGAGCCGUGGCGAAGCGCUGAAUGUGUCGGCGCGCAAAUGAUUAUACCCAAAAUGUUCGCAUCAACUGCAGCGUUGGACUAAUUGCAGGCAAUCGACGCUGGUUACCAGUGGAGUUGGAGCAACUGCAACUGCGACUGCGACUCCAUCGACCUGCCACAGAUUGCGUGCAACCAGUGGCGCUGCGGAUGCGAACACCACUCAUGGCAAAAAGUGCUAUGCCAAUCGACGCUCGACGGCCUUCUAAUGCUAAGGUCGCCAUGCCAACGAUGCACAUCGUCCAGCAACGAACAAUGCGGAGCAUUAACCAAUCACACGCUAGCUUAACUUACUCUCACUUACACACACACACACACAUACGCAACGCAUGCCGCCGCAAGCACACACAAACACACACACAGUUAGCCCGAUGUUGUUGUUUGGCGGUGUCUUAAGCAAAACUAACUGAACAACUAGCAAUUAACUAAAUGCUCCCCUCGCGUCUCCCGCUCUUAAUUGAUAGUGAAGCUAAGUGAAGCGUUUGCGUAGUUGCAUCCACCAAGUGCAAUACCACAAACACUUUGAUUACACUUAGUAGUAGUAACUAAUUAAUCAAAUCGUUUAAACGUGUAUGUAUCUAUCUAUGUAUGUAUCUAUGUGAAUGUUUCCAAAUGGUUUUGUAUUAUUCUUAAUUCAAUUGGUUGAGUUCUAGUAGUUAAUUGAUGUUUGCUUUUUGAUAAAGCACAAUUGAUUAUAUUUUUGUACCGGUUAAUUAAUUGCCUAGUUUAAUUACAUUGUUUUUUGGUAUAUACGAACUUUACUUUAUCUACUUAUACUUAUUAUCUAUGUAUAUCAAUGUGACUUGGUUAAUCAACUAUGAGCUUAUUUUAAUUAUUGUUAUGGACUAUAUCAAAUAUAUGAAAUCAGUUGUAUAUAAAUAUUAAUGCAAUAAGUUUUACGAAACAUGCAAUAUUUUUUCAAUAUAUCUCCCAUUCUGUUUAGCGCAUUUAUACGUAUCUAAAUAUAUUGAUAUAUAUAUAUAUAUAUUUCAAUUAAAACAAUACAAACAAA